AUGGGAGCAGAGAGACGGGGUGCCUGGGUGGUUAUGGCGCUCUGGGACUCCGCUAAUAGUUUUUGUUUCCUGAUUAUCUUCCUUGUGGAUUGUUUAGCAGUUGCUGCAACCAACAUGGAGCCCAUAUACUGGAAUUCCCUGAAUAGAAGGUUUGGAGACGAGAGGGGGUACGUGCUCUACCCCCAGAUAGGAGACCGCCUGGACCUGAUCUGCCCCGCCUCCAGCCCCGCCGGACCCCACUCCCCUCCCGAAUACGAGUAUUACAAACUCUACCUGGUGUCCACGCGGGAGCAGGCCGACCGGUGUGAGGUCAUCGGCGCCCCCAACCUCCUCCUCACCUGCGACAAACCCAACAGCGACAUGCGUUUCACCAUCAAAUUUCAGGAAUUCUCUCCUAACCUGUGGGGCCAUGAAUUCAAGAGUCUACAAGACUACUACAUCAUCUCUACCUCUGAUGGCACACGGCAAGGGCUGGACAGCAUGAGGGGGGGUGUGUGUGCGACACGAGGGAUGAAAGUGGUGCUUAAAGUUGGACAGUCUCCUUAUGGUCUGCCCCCAAAACCCAAAGCUGACCCAGGCCGUAGCAACACCAGGACCCCAGACGAAGGGGCCGAAGAAUCCGGAGAGAGGGGAGAGAACGGUUCCACGCCCAUGUCUAACGUGGCCCUGAUCGCCGGAGCGGCGGGCGGGGGAGCCUUUCUGUUACUCGUGACGGCGAUCAUCUGCGUGGUGUGUUACCAGCGGAGAAAAGCCAAACACUCCGAAACGCACCACCCCGCCCUCUCUCUCUCCUCCCUCACGCCCAAAAGGGGCAGUACCGCCGGAGGGGGCGGGGCCUCCGGCAGCGGGGGGAACAACAACGGCUCCGAGCCCAGCGACAUCAUCAUCCCUCUGCGGACUUCGGACUCGGCGUUCUGCCCUCACUACGAGAAAGUCAGCGGCGACUACGGGCACCCGGUGUACAUCGUCCAGGAGAUGCCUCCUCAAAGCCCCGCCAACAUCUACUACAAAGUAUGA
Molecule: messenger RNA, 1017 nt
Organism: Chanos chanos (milkfish)
Lineage: Eukaryota; Metazoa; Chordata; Actinopteri; Gonorynchiformes; Chanidae
Gene: efnb3a
Product: ephrin-B3a
Exons: 5
Coding region: 1-1017 (338 amino acids)
Biological process (GO): axon guidance; ephrin receptor signaling pathway
Cellular component (GO): plasma membrane
Molecular function (GO): ephrin receptor binding
Source: RefSeq, a predicted model, not a curated record